CCCGGGAGGAGCAGGAGCUGGAGCCGGAACCCUGCGCGCUCCGCGCGCCUGCCUGGCCCGGGGCGGGGAGGCUCCGGGGACCUGGCCGGGGCUGGGCUAUGCAGCGCCCGCAGGCGGACGCGGCCGCUCUGCUCCGCGCCAGCAGGCUGUUGGCCGAUCUGUCCCUGGCCGAACCGGGCUCGGACGGCUGGUGCCGGGGGCGGCAAGGGCAGCGGCCUGUGCCCCCGGAGGAGGCGGCCCCCGCCCGUUCCUGGAGGGUGGACGGCGGCGGCUGCCCAGAGCCCGGCGGCUUUCUAGAGCGCGGCCAGCGCCGGGCCGCUUACGAGGUCCCCGGCGCCCGCCUGACCGUCCCCUCUCCGGAGCCUAGCGCCAAGGCCGCGGGCAGCUCCCGUGGGGCCAGCCUGGCGGACUCGGAGGGCUGCGGGAGCCGACCCUGCAGCGCUCGCACCAGCGGCAUUAGCCUGGGCUACGACCAGCGACACGGCAGCCCGCGCUCCAGCUGCUCCGACCCCCGGGGGCCUGGGCCAUCCGAGCAGCCCCUGGACGCUGCGAGCCCCGGGCUGGCCCGGCUCGGCGCCGCCCCCGCCCGCCCCGCCUGGUGCGGAGGCCCCGUGGCCGGUGGCAGCGCCCGCUCCAGCGUCUCCAGCCUGAGUUCCCGGGGCUCGGCGGGUGCCCAUGCCGACCUGCUGCUGCCACCAGCCCCCGCACCCUCGGGCUCGGCUGGCCUUGCCCAGCCAGCGGCCGGAGCUCGGCUUCAGCUGCCCUUCCAGGUGACCGCGGCCCGGGAGGGCGGCCCUAGCCCCGUGGAGCGGAGGCUCGAGGCAUUGACCCUGGAGCUGGAGAGGGAGCUGGACCAGAGAUCGAAGAAGGAGUAUUUCGGAGUUUGUAUAAAGUGCAGGAUGGGCAUCUAUGGUGCAAGUCAGGCCUGCCAGGCAAUGGGGAGCCUUUACCACACCAACUGUUUCACCUGCUACUCCUGCGGGAGAAGACUCCGGGGAAAGGCCUUCUACAAUGUAGCUGGGAAAGUCUACUGUGAGGAGGACUUCCUGUACUCAGGGUUUCAGCAGACAGCUGACAAGUGCUUCGUGUGUGGACACCUCAUCAUGGAGAUGAUUCUCCAGGCCCUUGGGAAGUCCUACCACCCCGGCUGUUUCCGAUGUGUUGUAUGUAAUGAGUGCUUGGAUGGCGUCCCUUUCACCGUGGAUGUCGAGAACAAUAUUUACUGUGUCAGAGAUUAUCACACCGUUUUUGCACCCAGAUGUGCCUCAUGUACCCGACCUAUCCUUCCUGCAAAGGGCUGUGAAGAGACCAUCCUGGUGUCAAUGGAUAGAGAUUAUCAUGUGGAAUGCUAUCACUGUGAGGAUUGUGGGCUUCGUCUGAAUGAUCAAGAAGGCCGCCGCUGCUAUCCCUUGGAGGGCCACCUGCUGUGUCGAAGCUGCCACAUGGGACGCCUCCCCACCCCGGCCCUGACCAACUAUACUAUGCAUAUGACAGAGCUCUGAUGGACACCUUAGUGAUCAGAGCUUAGGUCUAGGCUCAGGGGAAUUUUUUCAGUUCCUAAACCAGGUGCUUCUUUAGGCAGAAAUGAGGUGAGGGUCUCUCCCCUACCUGCCACCCAGGAGGGUUUCUGGACCAGAGUAGGGGCCUUCCCGCUGUUCCCCUCAGACAUAUAUGGCCCUCUUCUUUCUGGGCUUUUACAUCCUGAGAAAUAACUGUGGAAUGGAACCAGUUCCUACAAGUUUCUUCAUACUAGGGCUGGGCUGGGCCCUAUACGCCCUUGCCAUGUAUUAAUUUGUGCCACUUUUUCCUUUUGAUUCUAGAGUGGCAGCCUUGUGGCUCUAUCCCCAUAGGUCCCUGAAUCAGCAAACCCUGGGCUCCAAGCAUGUGGGAUUGCUGAAAGUGGGGAUGACCUGGGUCCUGUGGAGCCCAAGUUAGAGCACCUUCAGUCUUCCAGGAUGUGUUCCACAGUCCUGUGGGAGUUUUGAGCUCUUAGCUUGUCUCUGUCUUCAAGUUUGAGUGGUCUCUUCACCUUCCUUCCCAAAUAAACAUUCUAGUCUCAGGGAUUCCAGAACCCAACCUGGUUUGGUAGAGGAUCAUUGAUAGUGGAGGUCAGACAGAUGGAUGGAAAGGAUGCCUGGAUUCUGAAAGGGGGCAGGUUGGGUAUUGGAAAUAUCCUUUUUUGGUAUAAAUUUUCAUUACUCUCCUGGGACCACUUCUUUCAGGAAGUCUAGUGGACCAUGUUGGUUGCUACCCAGUGGUGGUUCUGUAUUGUUAUUCUUUCAAGACCCACUGUCUCUGAGCUUUUCUCCCCUGCUCUGAAGCAGGUUGCAAUUGUAAUUGUCCCCAUGUCUCUUCAUAGGCCAUCCCUGAGCCUAGUGACUGCAAGGGCAGAGAGCUCUAGGCCAUGGCCAGAUAGGAUCAGGCUCCAUAGGCCAGAGUGAGGUGCUCUUGGGGAUCGUGCCCUUACACGUUAUGGUACAUUGCCCAAGGCAGUAGUGCUAUAGAUGGACCAAGGAAGGCAGGAGGCAUUGUCUUCAGGCACCCUCUUGGCCUCUCUUGGCUUUGUUCCUACCUCUAGCCAGGAUAUAGAUGAGAGAUGAAGUAUGCAGGACCAGGGAACAGUAUGUCUGGGUGGAGUUAGGAAGCAUGGAGUGCUGCAGAGUUUUGGGGGAUUGUGGUGUGUUUGUAUAUCUUCCAAAGGAGGGCAACAUAUUUCAUGAGUAUGAGUGCUGUGUGUAGCGGUUGCAGUAUAAUGUGUUUGCAUGUGGCUAGAGAGGGUGAUGUGUUAGUGUGUGGUUCAAAGCAUGCCUGGUUAGGGUGAAUGUUGUAUGGUUGGGACAGAUGACAUGCUUGUACAUAAUUGGGAAGGGUAGUGUGCCUGUGUGUGCUGGCAGAACAACGAAAAACCAGCUGUUAUUUGCCCAUGUCUUUUCCUAGGUUUCCUGUUAACUACUACAUAGUGUUCAAAUCAGGCAGUGCAGGAGGUAGUUAAGGGAGAGAAGCAGCUCAGGCAUGGGGGGGGGACGGGACUCUUAGGGAGUGGUUGCAUCCUACAUAGACUUUGAUCUAGUGAAUGUGGAGGAUCAAGUAGACUUUUCUCGGGGGUGAUAAAGGAGGUGGUCCAGUGGUCCAUUCCUUCUUCACUACAGGCUAGGAGCAGUCCCUUCCUUAUCACUGCUUUAUCAACAUCCUUUGUCACCUUUCCUGGCCUUUUUUGGUCCCAGCCUGAAGUUCCUGGACUCCAAGGUGCCAUUGUGGUUGGCUAAGGUGUGUGUGAGUGGCAGAGUCUGUGUGUGUCCUGGUUCAUGUAUAUGGUUAUGGCAGUGAUUGUGAUUGUAUGUGUGGCUCUGACUAGGGGCUGAAUCUAAGGGCACAGCUUCCUGAGGGGACUUUAGCUAUCAAGACUCCACAAGAAGAAGGAUUUUGAGGGAAGUAUAGGAAGGGAACACACAGAAGACCCUGUUUCCUUGUGCUACAGAAGAAGUGUAUUUACAACUUCAUUGUAUAGCUGAUGGCAGGACAAAGGCCAUAAUUUGACUUAAAUUAAGUUUUUUUCCUUUGAGAAUAUUUUCAUUUUCUUUAAAAGAAUAUAGUUUUCUUCCAAGAACUUGGACCAAGAUUGUUUCUGAAACUUUGUAGGAAAUCCUCUAAAUGCCCAGUUUGUAUAUUAUGAAGCUGGUUUGUGCAGGGCACACAAUUCAGUUUAACUAUUUUUAUAUGAAUUCUUCUGUCACCUCAGAAUGUGCUUCUGCCUCCUCUGAGGCUUCAGAGCAUAGGGGAAUGGGGAGGGGGGAGUGGGGUGCUUUCAUUUCUGUGCCCAAUUCCUUUGGUCUUUAAGGAAAUGGAAUUUUUUGGGAAAAACAGAUUUAUUUAUUUAUCUAAAAGAUUUGUUCAUCCUUUUUUUAAAUUAUCACUGGGAUUUUGUUCUGUCCAAUAAACAUGUUUUACAGCUG
This is a messenger RNA of Phascolarctos cinereus (koala), 3953 nucleotides long. It is a transcript of the gene WTIP, whose product is annotated as WT1 interacting protein. Lineage: Eukaryota; Metazoa; Chordata; Mammalia; Diprotodontia; Phascolarctidae. The record is from RefSeq and is a predicted model, not a curated record. Gene Ontology annotation, cellular component: transcription regulator complex; nucleus; adherens junction. Gene Ontology annotation, molecular function: transcription corepressor activity. Gene Ontology annotation, biological process: negative regulation of hippo signaling; cytoskeleton organization; regulation of DNA-templated transcription.